AUGACACCAAAAUCAAAUGUGGCGCUUACACCUGAAGAGGAUUCAAAACUGAUUGAACUUGUGAGUAAUCAUCCUUGUUUGUUUGAUUUGGAAAAUAAAUUUUAUAGAAACAUACUGGUAAAAGAAAAUGUUUGGCAGCAAAUAUCAGACGUUUUAAAAAAAACUGUCGAUGAAUGCAAAAAAAGGUGGAAAAACAUUAAAGACACUUACAACAAACAUAAGCGAAACAGAAAAUUGGGUACAGGAUCAUCAGCAAGUAAUAAACCAACAAAAUGGGUAUUAGCUGAUAGUUUGUCAUUUCUUGAUGUCGUUUCUUAUGAACGAACCGGUUUGUCUAAUAUUGAAUCCAACAAAGAUGGAAAUGAAUGUACAUCUAAUAAUAGUGAAGAAGAAGAUAACACUAUAAUUGAUGUUGACGAUGACGUACAAAGCCAAAAGGAUUUGAGUAAUAUAGAUACAACAGUAAAAAAUAUUUUUGAAUCAAACAAAAGGACAUUGGACACAGACAAAAUGCCAGUAAAAAAUAAAAAAACAAAACAAAACGAUGAUUUAAUCGAAUUUCUGAAGAAAAGCAGCGACGAAAGAAAAGAAAUUUUAAAUAAAAUUAAUAAUGACCAAGAAGAAGACCCAAUUGAUGCGUUUUUCAAGUCUAUGGCAUUGACCGUGAAACAGUUUUCUUCAAAUUUCAAAAUUAAAUCCAAAAAAGAAGUUUUCAAUAUCAUCACACAAUUAGAAAUAGAAAAUAAUAACAGUGAUUCAUUAACAAGGCAGAAUCUACACCGACCUGCAGUAGACUACACAUUUUCAUCUCCGAGUUCAAGUGUUCAAUCAUCACAGUCGGGCUUUUCAGUGUAUAAUCAUUCACCCACAUUCAUAUUACCAGAAGUUCAAGAUCCUAAUGUUUUAACCGAUGUUGUGCAAAAUUGGAAUCAGUUGGGAGGCCAAAUCCAACAUCAACCACACUUUGAAUAA
Messenger RNA from Macrosiphum euphorbiae (potato aphid), 972 nucleotides. The record is from the annotation of a GenBank genome assembly. NCBI's taxonomy places the organism in Eukaryota, Metazoa, Arthropoda, Insecta, Hemiptera, Aphididae.